Molecule: messenger RNA, 321 nt
Organism: Chaetomium strumarium
Lineage: Eukaryota; Fungi; Ascomycota; Sordariomycetes; Sordariales; Chaetomiaceae
Product: mitochondrial import inner membrane translocase subunit TIM14
Exons: 3
Coding region: 1-321 (106 amino acids)
Biological process (GO): protein import into mitochondrial matrix
Cellular component (GO): PAM complex, Tim23 associated import motor
Molecular function (GO): ATPase activator activity
Source: RefSeq, a predicted model, not a curated record
AUGUCUUCGGCAGUAGCCAUCGGUGCAGGCGUCGCGGUAGCCGCCUUCCUCGGCCGAGCAGGACUUGUAGCCUGGCGGCGCUCCCGCGGAGGCGUCGGCGCGCUUGGCAAGGCCUUCUACAAGGGCGGCUUCGAGCCGCGGAUGAACCGGCGCGAGGCUGCGUUGAUCCUGUCGCUCAACGAGAGCAGCCUCAGCAAGGAGAAAGUGCGCAAGGCGCACCGCACGCUGAUGCUCCUCAACCAUCCCGAUCGCGGCGGGAGUCCGUACCUGGCGACCAAGGUGAACGAGGCGAAGGAGUUCCUGGAGAAGAAUGUGCAAUGA